Penicillium diatomitis is the source of this 690-nucleotide messenger RNA. Its product is annotated as GNAT family N-acetyltransferase. NCBI's taxonomy places the organism in Eukaryota, Fungi, Ascomycota, Eurotiomycetes, Eurotiales, Aspergillaceae. The coding region runs from base 1 to 690 and encodes 229 amino acids. Gene Ontology annotation, molecular function: acyltransferase activity, transferring groups other than amino-acyl groups. The transcript is spliced from 2 exons. The record is from RefSeq and is a predicted model, not a curated record.
AUGUCCGACCUCAAUCCCAAACCCACCAAACCAGACUACCAAAUCCUCCCCGCAACACAGUCCGACUGCGCCGCAAUCGCGAAAGUCGAGGCCCUCUCCAACUUCCACGCCUCCAACACAGCCCCCCGCUGCAACCCGGCGCAAGUCAUCUUCCCACCCCCCGACGAUGUCUCUUCGCGCACGAAAGACCUGUCCGAUAAAACACAGAACGACCCGAGCAUGAAAAUGUGGAAAGUCGUCGUGACGGACCAGGCCGACGGCCAGGAGAAAAUCGUUUCGCUGGCCAUUUGGCAUUUCUAUCCGGAGCCCAAGGUCGUGGAUGAGUGGAAAGAUAUUGAAUGGCCGGCGAAUGCGCAGGGCGAGGCUUGUAAUGCGUUCAUUCGUGGGAUGGCGGCGUUGAGAAAGAAGCAUAUGUCUGGGAAGAUGUUUGGGCAUCUCCAGGUUCUCGCUACUUUACCAGAGUAUCGCGGCUUCGGGAUGGGGUCGGCUCUCGUCAAGAUUGGCCUUGACGAGGGCAUGAAGAUGGGUCUGAAACUUUUCUGGCUCGAAGCUUCUGCUGAUGGAUACCCGCUUUAUCAGAAGUUUGGGUUUGAGGUAGUGGAGUCCGACAGCUUUGACUUGACGAAAUAUGGUGGCGAUGGACCGGUGCAGGUGAGGGUGAUGCAAAAGGUCGUCGAUGCGAGUGCUUGA